CGCUGUACAACGAGAACCGAUGUGCGAUUUGUGUGCUUAUAAAAUGCUGUUGUGCUUUUAAAUGCCAGAGUCAAGACGGAGCGCUUACAUGAUUUUCCUCACAGUAUGACAAAAUUUCUUGACGUGAACGGAUGCAUCAACCCAUAGAGUCUCUAUCGUCAUAGUCGUCGGAAUCGGUACUUUAGCCGUUUUCGAUAUUCACGCAAAAUAAAAGCGACCAAACGAAAAAAAAAAAAAAGAUACAAAAGAGCGAGAGAUACCGAGACACAAGAGAAUUUUACACAGCAUUGUGAACAUACCGAUGGAUUGCGAAUGUGAAUCGUAAUCAGUUGUAUAUUGUUGCUUGUUUCGUGUGUUUCAAUUUUUUCAAACAUAGUUUUCGGUUUUGUUUUUAUUGAAUAAAUUUCUGCGUGAGUUUUUUCUAUUUCGGUUUUCAUUGCAUGAAUGUGGGAAAAAAGAACCGAGGAGCGAAAUAGAAAGAGAGAGAGAGAGAGAGAGAGAGUGAUAUGCAACGUGCAAUGCCAAUCAUAAACUGAUUUGUGAAAAAUGAACAAGCAAAAUGCUUAACCGUUUCAAAUGAUUUUCAUUGAAAAUUCAAACAGACAAUGAACGCUCAACUCGAAAUGCAAACUGAAUGAACAGUCGGUUUUAUUCAUGAGCAUCGAUACACUUUUUACACCGAUACAACCCGAUGAUCUGACACACAAAAUACACCGACUCCUUGAAGAAUGGAAUUAAAAACUGAAUUAUUGAAUUAAAACCACUUGUUUAACUGCAAAAAUAUAACGAACUCAGUGGAAAUUGAAGAAAUUCGAAGGAUGAGGUACAAUUCUUUCAUCGAAUCUGUGUGUGAAUCGUGAUAAAACAAAUGUUUUAAUGUUAUCAAUAAAAUAAAAAAAAUAACUAUAAAUUGAUGUUUAAUACAAAUCAUAAGCACUAAACGAAAAUUUAAGUGAAGAACGAAAGUGAAAAAGAUUCUUAAGAACAGAGCGAAAUUGAAUACGUUCAAGCGAAUCAAGCUUUCGGAAAAGAAUUCAAAUCCCAAGCUUCGAAAUAAAACCUGUGCAUAAAACUCAACGGCCAACCAGUUGCUUUGCGAAUCGAAAAAGAAUCGUGUGAAAUGAUGAGUGUGCAAAUGAGAAUAGCGCGACGACCGCAUUAAUUUGGCGUACGUUCAUCGUUUAUUACUUUAUUUUUUUAUUGACAUCAUUUGAUAUUGAUGCUUUUGCUCUCACUCUUCGAUCUCAAUCGAUGGCAGCGAUGAAUUCGAAUAAAAUUUGUGUUUUAUUUAUGCUCUCCAAACGUGAUAGACAAACGCAAAAAUAGCCAAAUACGCACACGACAGACAAAUUGAAACGCGCUUUCGCAAAGAUAGAGAAUAGAAAAAAAAGAGCAUACACAUUACGUGAAUCUAAUGAGAAAACGCAUACACGACGACAAGAACAGCGCAAACACAACAUCAGCCGUCGACUCGUUGUUUUCAUCUUGGUGUGUCUUUGAAACAAUUGACAUAGAAAUCAUUUGCAUUUGAAUUGUGCGCGUACCGAACACAAAACAGCAUUUUUUCGAUUUUUGGCAGCUCGAUCACGUACAACGAAGACACGAAAAAAAGAAGAAUUUGGAGAAAAAAAUUCGGAGAAUUUGAAUAAAGAAUAACAACAAAAACAACAACAACAACGACGAUUGAAAAACGAGAACAACGCCACCAGCUCAACAUACAAUGAAAUUGUCGUAGGGCAAAACAGGAACAACAGCAACAACAGAGGAAAAAAAACCAGCAACACAUCGAUUUAAAUACAAAUAAAUCAGUUGGGAAGAAGGAAAAAAAAACGAGGGGAGAAAAAUAAACGGGUACAUGCAGGAGCUUUCAUUCGGUUGUUGACUGUAUGUAGCGCUAUAAAUGUGUGACUCACAAAUCACAAUUCAAUGCACCAAUAUCCAUGAAUACGAUCAUGAAAUCUGCUGGUUUCGUCUACAUGUAUAUGUGCGUCUAUACGAAUAUUAUGGUUGUCGGUGAACUGUUCACAUUGGGCUAUUUGACUGGAUCACAGCGGCGAUCAGGAAAUUUAGAGUAUGCCAAACCAGGUCUGAUGAUAUCGGGUGCAAUAUCGUUGGCUGUGGAGGAAAUCAAUAAUCAUGGAAAAUUGAAGGAAAUGGGUCAUUCCUUAGAAUUCAAAGUGGCUGAAACAUAUGGCGAAGAAGUGUCAAGUAUACGACAAACGGCCGCACUUUGGACCGAUAAAGUGUACGCAUAUAUUGGACCACAAGAAACAUGUGUUCACGAGGGCCGAAUGGCAGCUGCAUUUAAUUUACCAAUGAUAUCAUAUUUUUGCACACAUCAUGAGACGUCGCGAAAAAAAGAUUUUCCAACAUUUGCACGAACACGACCGCCAGACACACAAAUUUCCAAAUCAGUGGCAUCAUUGCUGCUGGCAUACAAUUGGACUCAGGUGACAUUUUUGUACUUGGAUUCAUUGAAUGAAGGCUUUGGUGCGGUCGCUGAAACCGUGCUUAACACACUGAGAGCGGCCGGAGUUAAAGUGCAAUCAACGUUUACAUGGAACACAGUCUACCAUCAUGGUUACAUGAAAAAUCCAUUUGAAGAAUUAGUCGAACGAACUUAUAUUGACACACGAAUUUAUGUGAUUUUGGGCCAUCACUAUGAACAUGUCGGUUUAAUGCUUAGCUUGAAGCAAAAAGGCCUCUUAGACAAGGGCGAAUACUUUGUCGUUGGCAUCGAUAUUGAACAGUACGAUGCAUCUGCACCCGAUAAAUAUCUACGUGGUUUACUUCAGGACAAAACCGACGAUGACUGUAUCAUUGCAUUUAAAUCGUAUUUGGGCAUUGUGCCAUCACCACCAAUUCAUUUCGACGAAUUUGCCCGACAGGUGAAUCAUCACAUGGAACUCCCACCGUUUAACUAUCCAAAUCCGUUGGGUCUUUUUGGCGGCGCAAAACAGAUUCGUGCUGAGGCUGCAUAUCUGUACGAUGCAGUGCACUUGUAUACCAAAGCAUUGAUUCGUGUGCUCGAAGCAAAGGAGAAUCCACGAAAUGGUACAGCCAUCAUCAAUUCAUUGAAAGGAAGUAGCUAUUUAAGUGCCAUGGGCUAUCAUGUGUACAUCGAUGAAAAUGGUGAUGCAGCCGGAAAUUAUACAAUAUUAGCGUUGAAGAAAGACCACCGCCAAGACAGUAAUUUAUCAAUGACAUACGGAUUAUAUCCAAUCGGUACAUUCGGUUUGCCCGACAGUAAUCAGAUACCACUGAUGAUCCAGGAUUUACAAUUAUUCGACGAAAUUCGAUGGGUUGGUAAUGGACCACCGGUGGCCGAGCCAAAGUGCGGUUUUCGCGGACAAAAGUGUAUCAGUCACACCGGAGAAAUAACGGCAGCCAUUGCUGGUGGUUCACUACUCUUACUAGGUAUUGUAUCAUUAGUGCUUUAUAGAAAUUGGAAGUAUGAACAGGAACUCGAUAGUCUAUUGUGGAAAGUCGACUAUAAGGAAAUACAAUUGCAUGAAAAUGAAAAAGAAAACAAUUGUCAAAAGCAAACUAGAGCAACUCAUCCACUUAUUCGUACUAGUCAAGUUAGUUUAAGCUCGAAUCCGGAUGCAGAUUUCCGUUAUUCAACCAUUUUUACACCGAUCGGCCUGUACAAAGGCCAAUUGUACGCCAUUAAAACCGUACGCAAGAAGAGCAUCGACAUCACACGCGAAAUGAAAAAGGAACUCAAAUUGAUUCGCGAUUUGCGACAUGAUAAUAUCUGCGCAUUCAUCGGCGCUUGCACUGAUCCACCGAAUAUUUGCAUCCUCACCGAGUAUUGUACACGUGGAAGCCUAAAGGAUGUUCUCGAAAACGAAGAUGUAAAAUUGGACAAUAUGUUCAUCGCAUCGUUGAUAGCCGAUAUUAUACGGGGAAUGAUUUAUUUGCACGAGUCACCAUUGAAGUAUCAUGGCUUACUGUGUACGUCGAAUUGCCUCAUCGAUUCACGGUGGGUAGUUAAGCUCAGUGAUUUUGGACUGCAGGCAUUCAAAAAAGGCGCCGAAGAUCCACCAAAUCUACAAACAAUGGCUGCUAAAUGUCAAAAGUUACUGUAUCGAGCGCCUGAACUGUUGCGAUCUGGUCCAGCUAAUAUGGUUCCAGGUACUCCAAAAGGUGAUAUAUAUUCAUUUGGUAUAAUUUUGUAUGAAAUUCACACGCGACACGGCCCAUUCGGAGAUACUGGUAUUAGUGUUAUGGAUUGUUUAAGAAAAGUGCUGCAACCAAAUGAUUUCAAUGAACCGUUUCGACCUCCACUACAACCGCUUGAUUCAUCAUUUGACUGUGUACGUGAGUGUUUGAAGGAUUGCUGGGCCGAGAAACCAGAAGAUCGACCGGAUUUCAAGGCAAUUCGUACCAAACUGCGACCCCUUCGCAAAGGAAUGCGCCCAAAUAUCUUUGAUAAUAUGAUGGCGAUGAUGGAAAAGUACGCCAACAAUUUGGAACAAUUGGUGGAUGAGCGCACGGAUCAACUGCAGGAAGAGAAAAAGAAAACCGAAGCUUUGCUACUAGAAAUGCUGCCACGGCCAGUUGCCGAGCAACUGAAAAAGGGAAACAAAGUCGAAGCCGAAACAUAUGACAUGGUAACCAUUUACUUCAGUGAUAUUGUGGGUUUCACAGCGAUGUGUGUGGAAAGUACGCCGUUACAAGUCGUUGAUUUUCUAAAUGAUUUGUACACAUGUUUCGAUUCAAUCAUUGGAAAUUAUGAUGUUUACAAAGUGGAGACGAUUGGCGAUGCUUAUAUGGUGGUUUCUGGCUUACCCAUUCGCAAUGGUAUCAUCCAUGCGGCGGAAAUAGCAUCGAUGUCACUGCAUUUGUUGAGUGCCGUUUCCGAAUUUAAAAUUAGACAUCGGCCCGAUGAUCGACUUCUGCUUCGUAUUGGCAUCCAUUCAGGACCUGUCUGUUCGGGUGUGGUUGGCCUGAAAAUGCCCAGAUACUGCUUGUUCGGUGAUACUGUGAACACAGCCUCACGCAUGGAAUCAUCUGGUGAACCAUUGCGAAUCCACUGUAGCAGCACAUGCAAACAACUACUGGAUAAACUGGGUGGUUAUCAUUCAGAGGAACGUGGCGAAAUUCAAAUAAAAGGCAAAGGAAAACAAGUGACGUAUUGGUUGCUAGGUGAAGAUUUACAUGCUCACGAUACACGCACCAAGGCACGAACUGAGCGCCGUGGCUCAAGAGCUCUGGUCAAAGCGCAUCUGCAGCAAGGAAUGAAAAAUAUCAAUGUUAUUGUGGGACCAAAGAGUUCAUUGAAAAACCGUGAUAACACUAUACCACGCACCUCACUAACACGAUCAUCAAGCUUGGAAUCGCCAAAGAAACUCCGAUUCGCCACUGGCUCACAGCUCGAGAACUAUCGCUAUCACAGGUAUAGUGAUGAUGCUCUAAUGGAAGUGAUAUCCGACUGUGGUCUUCGAAAAUCGCGCAGUAGUUCAGUUGUUUGUGAUGACCUAACAUCAUCUUGUCCGUGCAUUGAUCAUCUUGAAAAAGUAUCAGCCGUCACUGCCGAAAUGCAUCCGUUGAAUUCAUGUCUAAAUGCAAAUACCCCAUUGCUACUCAAUCAUGUGUCUACCUAAAUGUUCACAAUCAUUCAAAACAAAACGAUAAAAACAUCCAUUUGUCUAUUUAGAAACAAAAUAAACAAUUACUUUAUCUGUGUAUAUAUCGUAAAUGGUACAUUUUUGACCGACCUCGCAUCUCAAGAAAAUUGUAAUAUUUAUUAAAUAUGUAAUAAUAAAUAACUCUUAAAUGUGCAGAAA
This is a messenger RNA of Sitodiplosis mosellana (orange wheat blossom midge), 5792 nucleotides long. Its product is annotated as guanylate cyclase 32E. The coding region runs from base 1941 to 5609 and encodes 1222 amino acids. The transcript is spliced from 24 exons. Gene Ontology annotation, molecular function: ATP binding; peptide receptor activity; guanylate cyclase activity. Gene Ontology annotation, biological process: intracellular signal transduction; cGMP biosynthetic process; protein phosphorylation. The record is from RefSeq and is a predicted model, not a curated record. NCBI's taxonomy places the organism in Eukaryota, Metazoa, Arthropoda, Insecta, Diptera, Cecidomyiidae. Gene Ontology annotation, cellular component: membrane.